Molecule: messenger RNA, 513 nt
Organism: Linum tenue
Lineage: Eukaryota; Viridiplantae; Streptophyta; Magnoliopsida; Malpighiales; Linaceae
Source: the annotation of a GenBank genome assembly
AUGUUCCUCUACGGCGGAACGAAUUACCGACGAAUGGUGGAGCCACUCGACAUCGCAGAGUUCUACCGAGACGGGAAAAACAGAGACUACAAGAAACAGGGGAGGUCGCCACAUUACAUUCUGCUGGAGAAAUGGCAGAAGGAAGACGCGGCAGGGAAGGGGAAGAUGAAGAAGAAGGAGAAGAAGACAGUGGAUAUGAUGACUGAAGAUUCCUGCUUCUGGGCGGAUGUGGAGGAGGCUCUGUGUGCGGUGAGAUUGUUGAAGCAGAAGGGUAGCGGCGGCGGUGGUGAGUUUAGUGAGGCGAAGAACCGUUUGGUGGUGUUCCAGAGGUAUGUGAUGGAGCAUAUUGAGAACUUUGCGGUGGAUUCUGAGAUUUUCCUGGGGGAGAGCUCGUUCAUGGUUUGGUGGAAGGAGUUUCAGGAGGUUGCUGGAAUUGUUGGAAGUGGUAGUUCUUCGUUGGAACUGGCGGAGACGAUCGCGUCAUGGCCACGGUGGCGUAGAUGGCGGAGGUAA